This is a messenger RNA of Abrus precatorius (Indian licorice), 1584 nucleotides long. Its product is annotated as peptidyl-prolyl cis-trans isomerase CYP40-like. NCBI's taxonomy places the organism in Eukaryota, Viridiplantae, Streptophyta, Magnoliopsida, Fabales, Fabaceae. The record is from RefSeq and is a predicted model, not a curated record. Gene Ontology annotation, molecular function: protein binding; peptidyl-prolyl cis-trans isomerase activity. The transcript is spliced from 7 exons. The coding region runs from base 93 to 1175 and encodes 360 amino acids. Gene Ontology annotation, biological process: protein peptidyl-prolyl isomerization.
UUGCAGUAUCUGAACUUCACUUCUUCUUCUUCUUUUUCUUCUUCUUCUUCAUCAUCCUCUUUCUUUCUCAAUCCUUCUUUUUCCUUACCAAAAUGGUGAACCCAAGAUGUUUCCUAGACGUAAGCAUUGGCGGUGAACUAGAAGGCCGAAUCGUCAUUGAGCUCUUCAACGACGUCGUUCCAAAAACCGCCGAAAAUUUCAGAGCCCUCUGCACCGGCGAAAAGGGCAUCGGUCCCAACACCGGCGUCCCCCUCCACUACAAGGGGAUGCGUUUUCAUCGCGUCAUCAAAGGAUUCAUGAUCCAAGGCGGUGACAUCUCCGCCGGCGACGGAACCGGAGGGGAAUCCAUCUACGGUUCCAAGUUCGAGGACGAGAACUUCGACCUCAAGCACGAGCGCAAAGGCACGCUUUCCAUGGCCAAUGCGGGUCCCAACACCAACGGUUCUCAGUUCUUCAUCACCACCACGCGCACCCCUAACUUGGACGGAAAACACGUCGUUUUCGGGAGAGUAGCCAAAGGCAUGGGCGUCGUUCGUUCUGUCGAGCACAUCGUCACUGGCGACGAUGACCGUCCCACGCAAGACGCCGUCGUCGUGGAUUGCGGGGAAAUUCCCGAAGGCGAAGACGACGGCGUCAUUAACUUCUUCAAAGACGGUGAUACUUUUCCUGAUUGGCCCGCUGAUCUUGAUGUCAAACCUGAUGAAAUUUCUUGGUGGAUGAGUGCAGUCGACACUAUCAAAAGCCUUGGCAAUGAACAGUACAAGAAGCAAGAUUAUAAGAUGGCUCUCAGAAAGUAUCGCAAAGCCUUGCGAUAUUUGGAUUUGUGUUGGGAGAAGGAUGACAUUGACCAAGAGAAGAGUGCUGCUUUACGGAAGACGAAAUCUCAAAUCUUCACCAACAGUUCUGCUUGUAAAUUGAAAUUGGGUGACCUAAAAGGAGCGUUGCUGGAUUCAGACUUUGCAAUGCAUGAUGGAGAUAAUGCGAAAGCUCUAUUUCGCAAAGGCCAGGCAUAUAUGGCACUCAAUGACCUAGAUGCUGCUGUUGAAAGUUUUAAGAAAGCAUUAGAGUUGGAGCCAAAUGAUGGAGGUAUUAAAAAAGAGUAUGCCACUGCCAGGAGGAAGGUUGCUGAUAGACGCGAUCAAGAGAAAAAAGCUUAUUCUAAAAUGUUCAAAUAGAGUUCUUGCAGUAAUGAUUCGUGGCUGCAUGGUCUGAAAAUCAGAUAUUAUGGGGUUCAAGCGACUCAUGCCAAUUACAUAGUCAACAGUUACUACUUUUUGUUUGCUGGUUGUUUAUGAAAACAUCAGAUAUAGUGUAUCUUCCUGAAUUUAUGCUUUCCAGAUUGUGAAGUUGUGAUAGAGCAUCAUCAUACUUUUAUCUUCUGUCAAACUCUGGUCAUCAACCACUAGUGAUUUUUUAUAAAAGAGAUAGGCAGAUCGAGACAUAUCUCAGAAUGAGGCUUCCAACAUGGUUGACCCAAAUUUCUUUGCUUUUAUCCUCCGAUGGUAUUUAGUCUAAUCAGAACGGUUUCUGACUGCAAGUUAAUCUGAAGACAAAAAAUCAGUAAAACUGAACUUUUGUUGAUUU